GGAGGCGGAGAGGCGCGGAGAGCCGCGGGGGCCGCCGCCACGGCCGCCCGGUAGAUUUGUAAGACUCCAAGAUCUUCAAACAGUGAUUAAUCUGAUGAUUUCCUGAAGUGACUGGGAAAACAAGUACUUUAAGUGCAAGUGCUGGUAGAAGAAUGUGUUGGUGUAUAUUUAAAAUCCUCUCUCUAUACAUAUGAUUUACAUAAGAAGAGAAGCUCAUUCUUAUGCCAUUGAGAGUUUUACAACUGAUGCAAAUUAAUUUAAAAAUCAGAUGAAGCAACUUGAUACCACAAGGCUCAGGAGCCUCGGGAGAAACAUAUCACUAAUGGCCAAUUUUCCAUAUGGUGUUCACGGGUAAAGAAAGUUUGCAAAAAGAAGAAAAAAAAUUGCACAGAUUAAGCCUCAGAAAUACCUCUGCAGUUUAAAGAAGGAGUAUAAGUAGGGAAGUGUGAAUUCAAACAUUGCAAGUGGGAUCAUGCAGUGGUUUUUGCACUUUAUUUUUUUAUUGGGUUUGUGACUUGGACAGACUUUAAAAUUCUGGACAGAAAAGUAACUUUUACUGUUACUGUGGCUUCAGAAAACAAAUUUAGGUGUGAUGACACAAUUUUGAACAAUGAACUAAUUCCUUUGCUGUUUUUAUUUAACUAUAUUUGAGGAAUUUUAGUUUAAUUUUUUGGCUUUCCCUUUUCUGCAUCUGUAGGAGAGUUGGAAUUGAUAAUUACAAAUAUCAAGGAAAACUAAACAAAGCUGCUUUUUCAACUUGGGCUAAAGGCAUGAAAACAGGCCUUGCAUGUGGGCAUGAAGACGCUUGUUAUUGAAGCACGGUGACCCUCUUGGCAGAUGGUACAGUCUGAAGGACUCUGAUGGUGCCCUGGGUGUGUGCUGUAAGGAAUUGUUCAUCUUCUUGAGAUGAGGAAGACUGCGUAUAAGAAGAUUACUUGAUAGAUUUAAUUCUUAGGUUACAGUUUUUCAUUAAGAUAGUAAAAUACAUGAUCUUUAGGAGCAGAAUAGUGGGGAAGUAAAUAGGAAAUAAGAAAGGGAAAGGGAACAUCUUGCAGUGUAACUUGUUGGCAAGAAGAUUUAGGACUUGCCCAAGGCAAGGACUUGGUCCACUUGAGUAGCUUUAGCCUCUGCCUCAGCUGAGGAAAGGGGCUAGCUUUCUAGCUCUAUGGCAUGGAGGAGUGUACCCACCAGUGGAAAAGUCAUCCUAGAAAGCCCUGUGUUCCCUGGGGACACAGGGCCCAGUUUUGAGGCAGGGAGUUUCUGGUUCUGAACAGUAGGGAAACUGCUUUUCUUCCUAAAAUUUGGACUUCUGUCUGCACAAACUCUGGUCUGUUUUGCACGGUUUGUGUGCCUUUUUUUCCCUUUAUGCAAUCUUUUUCAGCUGUAGCAGCAGAAAUUUGUCUAGUUCAGAAAACAUGCCAGCGGGUGGCUUCAGAAGGAAGAUCCUGUGUAUUGUGUAUCUGAACUUUUGAAUAGAGAACUCCAGCUAGAGGGAUUCUUAAAGCCUUAAGUUACUUGAAAUCUAUGUAUUUGCAACCCUUUGUCUCUGGAAUCACAUUACUCAAAACUGGAAUCUCAGGCUGAAUGAGAAGUUGUAUAGAAAAAAGAAGAGAACCCUGUUUCUUGACCACCGCUUUCUGACAAAGCUCUUUGUCCAAAGGAUCAGCACGUUCUUCCUCUUCUAACGACUUGAAAAUAAAAAUGGAGCUCAUGUUUUUUUAGGCAUUCCCUUUUCUUAACAGACUGCCAUCAUCUUUUAUAGAGGAAUUUUUUCACUAUGCAUUUGGUGGAUCUUUAUAAAAUUCUGGCCUUCUAAUUAGUUCUAGGUCAGUCUUAAUUAAAGGGGGGAAAAGCAACAGAAGCCAACCACAAAGAUAAACAAAAGAAAUUGUUUCAAAUUUUUCAAUACUAAACUCUACUUUUUAAGUGAAAUAAUUUAUUGAAAGAAGUAUGUAUGCAGCGGUGGAACAUGGGCCUGUGCUUUGCAGUGACUCCAACAUCCUCUGCCUGUCCUGGAAGGGGCGCGUCCCCAAGAGCGAGAAGGAGAAGCCUGUGUGCCGGAGGCGGUACUAUGAAGAAGGCUGGCUGGCCACUGGCAACGGGCGCGGUGUGGUGGGGGUGACUUUCACCUCAAGCCAUUGCCGCAGAGACAGGAGUACUCCACAGAGGAUAAACUUCAACCUGCGGGGCCACAACAGUGAGGUGGUACUGGUGAGGUGGAAUGAACCAUACCAGAAGCUGGCUACAUGUGAUGCAGAUGGAGGAAUAUUUGUGUGGAUUCAGUAUGAAGGCAGAUGGUCUGUAGAGCUGGUCAAUGACCGAGGGGCUCAGGUGAGUGAUUUCACAUGGAGCCAUGAUGGAACUCAAGCGCUUAUUUCAUAUCGAGAUGGGUUUGUCCUGGUUGGUUCUGUCAGUGGACAAAGACACUGGUCAUCUGAGAUCAACUUGGAAAGUCAAAUCACAUGUGGCAUAUGGACUCCUGAUGACCAGCAGGUGCUGUUUGGCACAGCUGACGGGCAGGUGAUUGUCAUGGACUGCCACGGCAGGAUGCUGGCCCACGUCCUGCUGCAUGAGUCUGACGGCAUCCUCAGCAUGUCCUGGAACUACCCCAUCUUCCUGGUGGAAGACAGCAGCGAAAGUGACACAGACUCUGAUGACUACUCUCCUCCCCAAGAUGGUCCUGCAGCGUACCCCAUCCCGGUACAGAACAUCAAGCCUCUGCUUACCAUCAGCUUCACCUCGGGAGACAUCAGCUUAAUGAAUAACUACGAUGAUUUGUCUCCCACUGUCAUCCGCUCAGGGCUGAAAGAGGUGGUGGCCCAGUGGUGCACGCAGGGAGACUUGCUAGCUGUCGCUGGGAUGGAGCGGCAGGCCCAGCUCAGCGAGCUCCCCAACGGUCCUCUUUUGAAGAGUGCUAUGGUCAAGUUCUACAAUGUCCGAGGGGAGCACAUCUUCACGCUGGACACACUUGUGCAGCGCCCUAUCAUUUCCAUAUGCUGGGGCCACCGCGACUCACGGCUGCUGAUGGCAUCAGGACCAGCCCUGUAUGUGGUGCGUGUGGAGCACAGAGUGUCCAGCCUGCAGCUGUUGUGCCAGCAGGCCAUUGCUAGUAACCUGCGAGAAGACAAGGAUGUUAGCAAGCUGAACCUACCCCCCCGCCUCUGCUCCUACCUCUCUACUGCCUUCAUCCCCACCAUCAAGCCCCCAAUUCCAGACCCCAACAACAUGCGAGACUUUGUCAGCUAUCCUUCAGCGGGCAAUGAGCGUCUGCACUGCACCAUGAAGCGCACUGAGGAUGACCCAGAAGUGGGCGGCCCAUGCUACACACUUUAUCUAGAGUACCUGGGUGGGCUUGUGCCCAUCCUUAAGGGGCGGCGCAUCAGCAAGCUGCGGCCAGAGUUUGUCAUCAUGGACCCGCGAACAGACAGCAAAUCAGAUGAGAUCUAUGGGAACAGCUUGAUUUCUACUGUGAUUGACAGCUGCAACUGUUCAGACUCCAGUGACAUUGAACUGAGUGAUGACUGGGCUGCCAAGAAAUCUCCCAAAAUUUCCAGAGCUAGCAAAUCCCCCAAACUCCCAAGGAUCAGCAUUGAGGCCCGCAAGUCUCCCAAGCUGCCCCGGGCUGCCCAGGAGAUCUCCCGGUCUCCUCGGUUGCCGAUGCGCAAGCCCUCCAUCGGCUCACCCAGCCUGACGCGCAGAGAGUUUCCUUUUGAAGACAUCACUCAGCACAGCUAUCUUGCUCAGGUCACAUCCAAUAUCUGGGGAACCAAAUUUAAGAUUGUGGGCUUGGCUGCUUUCCUGCCAACCAACCUCGGUGCAGUAAUCUAUAAAACCAGCCUGCUGCAUCUUCAGCCACGGCAGAUGACCAUUUAUCUCCCAGAAGUUCGGAAGAUUUCCAUGGACUAUAUUAAUUUACCUGUCUUCAACCCAAAUGUUUUCAGUGAAGAUGAAGAUGAUUUACCAGUGACAGGAGCCUCUGGUGUCCCCGAGAACAACCCACCUUGUACCGUGAACAUCCCAAUUGCACCAAUCCACAGCUCUGCUCAAGCUAUGUCCCCCACGCAGAGCAUAGGGCUGGUACAAUCUCUGCUCGCCAAUCAGAAUGUGCAGCUGGAUGUCCUGACCAAUCAGACAACAGCUGUGGGGGCAGUAGAACAUGCAGGAGACAACGCCACCCAGUAUCCAGUUUCCAACCGGUAUUCCAACCCAGGACAGGUGAUUUUCGGAGGUGCAGAAAUGGGCCGCAUCAUUCAGAACCCUCCUCAGUUGCCCUUGCCACCACCGCCACCACCACCACAAGGAGCUGUGCAGAUGUCUGUAAUGGACCAUGGAGACCGAGACCACGAACACCUGCAGAAGUCAACCAAGGUCUUGCGGCCAGUGCCCCAGCUGGCGGCUGAGGGGGAUGCAGUAGUUUUCAGUGCCCCCCAGGAAGUCCAGGUGACAAAAAUGAACCCCCCACCUCCCUACCCAGGAACCAUUCCUGCUGCCCCCACCACAGCAGCACCCCCACCCCCUCUGCCACCACCACAGCCCCCAGUGGAUGUGUGCUUAAAGAAGGGCGACUUCUCCCUCUACCCCACAGCAGUACAUUACCAGCCUCCCCUGGGCUAUGAGCGGAUCACCACCUUUGACAGCAGUGGCAAUGUGGAGGAGGUGUGCCGGCCUCGCACUAGGAUGCUCUGUUCCCAGAACACCUACACCCUUCCUGGCCCAGGUAGCUCUGCCACCUUGAGGCUCACAGCCACUGAGAAGAAGGUCCCUCAGCCCUGCACCAGUGCUACCCUGAACCGCCUGACUGUCCCCCGCUACUCCAUCCCCACAGGGGACCCACCACCAUACCCUGAAAUUGCUAGUCAGCUUGCCCAGGGGCGGGGCACUGCCCAGAGGCCAGACAGCAGCCUCAUUCAUGCCACCCUGCGGAGGAACAACCGUGAGGUGGCACUGAAAAUGGCUCAGCUGGCUGACAGCUCCCGGGUGCCACUGCAGCCCCUAGCCAAGCCCAAGGGUGGCCCUGGCGGGGCAGUGGCACAGCUCCCAGCCCGGCCCCCACCAGCCCUGUACACCUGCAGCCAGUGCAGUGGUGCAGGGCCCAGUGCACAGUCAGGCACUGUCCUAGCUCAUGCUAUCAGCUCCUCCCCACUGACCUCCCAGUCCUCUUACAACCUCCUGAGCCCACCUGACAGCACCCGUGACCGCACCGACUACGUCAACUCCGCCUUCACGGAGGAUGAGGCCCUGUCCCCCCACUGUCAGCUUGAGAAGCCCCUGAGACAUCCCCCACUGCCUGAAGCCACUGUCACCGUGAAGAGGCCGCCUCCUUACCACUGGGACCCUGUGCUGGGUGAGGAUGUGUGGGUUCCUCAGGAAAGGACAGCACAACCUGCAGUGCCCAACCCCUUAAAACUGCCCCCUCUGAUGCUAGGGCAGGGCCAGCACCUGGAUGUGGCUCGAGUGCCAUUUGUCUCCCCCAAGUCCCCUGCCAGCCCCACUGCCACUUUCCAAACAAGCUAUGGGAUGGGAGUGCCAUAUCCAGGAAGCUAUAACAACCCCCCUCUGCCCGGAGUGCAGGCUCCCUGCUCCCCCAAAGAUGCCCUGUCCCCAGCACAGUUCGCACACCAGGAGUCAACUGUCGUCCUUCAGCCAGCGUAUCCGCCUAGCCUCUCCUAUUGCACCCUGCCCCCCACAUACCCAGGAAGCAGCACGUGCUCUGGUUUACAGCUGCCACCUGUCGCCUUGCACCCAUGGAAUUCCUACAGCACCUGCCCACCUGUGCAAAACCCCCAGGGCACUCUCCCGUCUAACCCCCAUUUAGUGGUGGAGAAGCCCCUUGUAUCCCCACCACCCGCUGACGUCCAAAGCCACAUGGGCACAGAGGUGAUGGUAGAGACUGCUGACAACUUUCAAGAAGUCCUCUCCCUGACGGAAAGCCCGGUCCCCCAGAGGACAGAAAAGUUUGGGAAGAAGAACCGGAAACGCCUGGACAGCCGAGCAGAGGAAGGAAGUGUUCAGGCCAUCACUGAGGGCAAAGUGAAGAAGGAGGCUAGAACUUUGAGUGACUUUAAUUCUCUCAUCUCCAGCCCCCGCUUGGGGAGAGAGAAGAAGAAAGUGAAGAGUCAGAAAGACCAACUGAAGUCAAAGAAGUUGAACAAGACAAAUGAAUUCCAGGACAGCUCCGAGAGUGAGCCUGAGCUGUUCAUCAGUGGGGACGAGCUGAUGAACCAAAGCCAGGGCAGCAAGAAGGGGUGGAAGAGCAAGAGGAGCCUUCGGACAGCCAGUGAGCUAGAGGAGUUCAAGUGCCGCAAAGCCAGCGAGAAGGACGAUGGCCGGCUGGGCAGCCAGGGCUUUGUGUAUGUGAUGGCCAAUAAGCAGCCUCUGUGGAACGAGGCCACACAGGUGUACCAGCUGGACUUCGGAGGACGGGUGACCCAGGAGUCGGCCAAGAAUUUCCAGAUCGAGUUGGAGGGGCGGCAGGUGAUGCAGUUUGGACGGAUUGAUGGCAAUGCAUACAUCUUAGACUUCCAGUACCCCUUCUCAGCUGUGCAAGCCUUUGCUGUUGCCCUGGCCAAUGUGACUCAGCGCCUCAAAUGAAGAGACCAGUACGGGAAGAAAGAUGCCACAGAGCCUUCAGAGGUAGAGCCCAUGCUGCUGCUAGCCAGGGGACCUGGAGACAACAGCAGAAGUGGGAGAGCCCGUCAAGCCCGGAAGGCACUGGCCUUUCGGCGUGUCGUUUAUUCUAUUACCUUUAUCAUCUGUCUUUCCUUUCUUCUUUAACUAAAGUGUUAUUUGCAAGGCAAGGGUGUGAAAUGCCUGGUGUUCUUUCAGACAGUGUUUAGUGGCUGCAGAAACACUCUGCUGAGUUUGCUUCUCAGUGACCAGGACAAGGGCCUUUGGAGAGAAGACAGACUGCCUUCUAGCCUGCCUGCUAUUUUAGACAUAGGGAGUGUGUGUUAGUGUUCAUUUUCCACAACAUCUGGCCUUUAUUACUCUUCCAACAUUAUCACUAGUGCAAAACACAAACUUCAGAAAAUAAAAACAACCCCAAAUCCUGAAGAUUCAGGCUCUUUUAUGGGGAGAGGGCAGCAUUUAAUUCACAUAUAUUAUGGUACUCCCCAAAAGAUGACUUGAUGGAUGAAGGAUAUGAGGGCAAAUGCACUGUAUUCCACUCACGAAAGUAGGUAUGUGCAGAGGUACUAUCAUCAGCGUGGAUGUGGUUUGGUGUCAAAGAAGGGGUUAUAAACAGGUGAGGAAUGAUGUGCCCAUGUAGACAAAUACUUGGGGGACUCAUUGGUGUGAUUUAUAUAAAGACUACACUUCUCUUCCAGAAGACUCCAAUAUAAACAUCACAUAUGAUGUCAGAUGUUGCAUAGGAUCAAUGAUAACUGUUGAGUAAGAUGUCCUGAAGGUAAGAGACAGCAGUGAAAAGAGCCCAGGGAUUAUGUCUGAUAAAGGGUAUGACAGUCAGUAGAACCCAAUUUACUGAGCAAGAUGGUAUUGCCUCUAUGCCUUUUUAAAAAAAUCUCAAACACAUUAUUGCAAACAUAUUUCUCAUUAGAUAUCAUUGAUGUGUCAUUUCCCUUUCUAAAAGUAUGGAUGAGACUUGAUUUGAAGCAAUUCUUUCUUGGUUACAUUAAAAUUCAGUUGACUAGAAAUGCUUUCCAUCAAGUUACAUAUGUAACCCCCCAAAAUUGAAGCUUUGCCAGGAUAUGAAAAAGUAGCAGUGUAGUCAAAUCCUUGACAACUGCUCCAUGAUACUCUCCAGGUAAUGGGGAGAGCUUUUUAUCCGUCUAGACUGUUUUUACUGAGGUGAGAAACUACUAAGAAAACAUCGUUAAAAAAUGACUAUACCUAUGGCGGUUAGAUGUCUGUUCUUUGUUAGUUCAGCCUAGAAGAUCUUUGCCCACUUAUCUAUAAUGAGAUGCUGCCAAUACGACCUAGUUUGCUUUUGGUUACUCCUACUGAUAUUGUUUCAGGAUAGAGCAUGACAGCUGACUGCUAGCUUUGACACAUAAAUUUAGAUUGUAUUUGGAAACAGGAAAGUGGAAGAUGCAUACAGGAAAGUAUUUUCAAAUUGAAUUUAAUUUUCAAACUGAAGUAGUUUUUUUAACUCACUGAAUUUGGUUGGAGAAUUAGAAAAGAAGCCGGCCUAUUCCUUUGCCAAAUUACUUACCAUUCUUUACAACUUCCAAAUCAAUACUGAGUAGGUUUUUAAAUACGGUAAAGGACAUCUUCCAGCUAAUACUGGAAUUCCCAGUUUAUGCUUAAAUGUGUGGAGAUAGAUUCUUUGGUGGGUAAAUUCUUCCAGAAAGAAAUUAGUGGUGUGUUUCAGAGUUCCCUAGUUUUUUAUUUAGGUAUUUAUAGCUUGAUAUAGCAUUUCAUUGCUUAUUUUUAGUAGUGCAAUAAUAGUUGUAGACUGAUCUUGAAAUGAUUUAAAUGUAAUUCCUCUAUUUUUGCCUGUCCAAAAGGUAAUUAUUUAUCUUGUUUUUCAUAGUAUUUUUGGAGUUAUUUUGUUUCUAUGUAUUUGUGAGUUAUGCCCAUUAUUUAUUUAGAAAAGAAAUGGUAUCUUUGUAAUGACUUAUUUGGUAGCAGUUAUUUCGCCUCAAGAAAUAAAAGAGAACAUGACCGAAGAUGCUUUGCCAAUAAUUUGUAACUUUUUCUAAUUGGGAAAAAGUCCUAUUAGUCCUUUAAAAAGAAUUCAUUUUUAUUUCAUGGUGGUGGUUUAUACAGAGGAGGGUAUUUCUUUGAGAUAGCAUACCCUAAAAUAAUAUUUCUUUUAUUUGAAGUGUGUAUAUUUAAUUAAAACAAGAAUAGAAGGAAAUAGGGGAAGUGGGCAUCUAGGAGAUAAGUAGUGGAAGGAGGAAUUCUUAUGAAACCACUCAACUUUCUAAGUUCUGGUUCUACAGAUAUAAAGGCCACACAAUAAGUAAAUUUUUAAAACUUUUUUUUUUUUUUAGUAAGAACAAACAAAUGGUCAGUCACUCCCCAAAAGGUAUUUACACACACGGAGAUGUUAGCAACGAGUCUGCAGGGAGAAUGAGCACACACCACCUACACCACCUACAGGCUGACUCUACCCCAGGCCUGAGACUCAGUCUCAGGUGCCAAAUCAGUCACUGGCUGCCGCAGUUAAGAUAUGCUGUCUUUUAAAGCCAUAAUAGUGGCUUUAUUUAUGUAAAA
Messenger RNA from Dipodomys spectabilis (banner-tailed kangaroo rat), 9177 nucleotides. RefSeq names its product TUB like protein 4 (gene Tulp4). Gene Ontology annotation, molecular function: protein binding. Bases 1951 to 6591 code for a protein of 1546 amino acids. The record is from RefSeq and is a predicted model, not a curated record. The transcript is spliced from 15 exons. NCBI's taxonomy places the organism in Eukaryota, Metazoa, Chordata, Mammalia, Rodentia, Heteromyidae.